CUCUUUUUUCUUCUGUUUCAUCUUCGUUUUUCACUUUCCGCUAAAUUUGGUUGCUGGUUUCUUCCAGAACAGAGAUCGAAUUUGUACUGUUUGCCGGUGGGUUUGAGACGCCAUGUAUCUUGAAGAGAUCUACUCCUCUAAACUUCUCCAAUCCCAGCAGCCCUUUGUACCCUCAUCUGUCCAGCAUUGAUUCCACUGCCACAUCAAUGAGAGUAACGUGGGUUAGUGGGGAUAAAAUGCCUCAACAAGUUCGUUACGACAAUGGAAGAUCUCAGACAUCUGAGGUUACCACUUUUACUCAAGAUCAGAUGUGCAGUUCUAUUCCAAAAAGUCCAGCCAUAGACUUUGGAUGGCAUGAUCCGGGAUAUGCCCAUUCAGCUGUCAUGACAGGACUCAAUCCUUCAACGACAUACACCUAUACCCUGGGAAGUGAUUCAAUUGGUUGGAGUAGCAACAUCACAUUCAAAACAGCACCUGCUGGAGGAUCAGAUGAGCUACGAUUUAUAAUAUUUGGUGAUAUGGGCAAAGCUCCUCGUGACAAUUCUAUAGAACACUACAUCCAGCCAGGAUCCUUGUCAGUGGUGGAUGCUAUGGAACGUGAGGUAUCAGCAGGGAAAGUAGAUUCCGUAUUCCACAUUGGUGACAUAAGCUACGCCACUGGGUUCUUAGUAGAAUGGGACUACUUCCUGCACCUCAUAACUCCAGUUGCUUCUCGUGUUUCUUACAUGACUGCAAUCGGGAACCAUGAGAGAGAUUAUAUAGGAACAGGAUCAGUUUACAAGACGCCAGAUUCAGGUGGCGAAUGUGGAAUACCAUACGAGACAUACUUUCAAAUGCCAACACAAGCCAAGGAUAAGCCUUGGUAUUCUAUAGAGCAAGGAAGUGUUCACUUUACUGUCAUUUCCACAGAGAAUGAUUUUUUUGUUAACUCAGAGCAGUAUGAAUGGAUGAAGAGGGACAUGGGUGCUAUAGAUCGUGAAAGAACGCCUUGGCUAAUAUUUGCAGGGCAUCGCCCCAUGUAUUCUUCCAUUUCUUCCAAUGAAACGCAGCUAAUUGAGAGCGUAGACAACAAUUUUGUUGAUGCAAUAGAGCCACUGCUGUUAGAGAACAAGGUUGAUAUCGCAUUGUGGGGUCAUGUUCAUAAGUAUGAGAGGACAUGUGCUGUUUAUGGAAAUCAGUGCAAAGCAAUGCCUGUAAAAGGUGGAAAUGGAGAAGACACUUAUAAUAACAACAGUGCACCUGUUCACGUGAUUAUUGGAAUGGCUGGGUAUAGUUUGGACCCCUCCCCCAGCAUUGCUGAAAAAUGGAGCUUGGUGAGAAUAUCUGAAUACGGAUAUGCAAGACUGCAUGCAACAAAGAAAGAUCUCAAAUUUGAGUUCGUCAAUGCAGCAACAGGGAUUGUAAGGGAUAGCUUCCGGAUCACCAAAGAUAUCAGAAAGUAGAGUCUAAUAGGAAAAAUAUCUGAAUGCAUUCAGACAUGAAUAUUGUAUGUGGCCAAAAGAAAAUACUGCCUUUAAU
Messenger RNA from Cuscuta campestris, 1518 nucleotides. Lineage: Eukaryota; Viridiplantae; Streptophyta; Magnoliopsida; Solanales; Convolvulaceae. The record is from the annotation of a GenBank genome assembly.